Messenger RNA from Anoplopoma fimbria (sablefish), 3387 nucleotides. RefSeq names its product junction plakoglobin a (gene jupa). The transcript is spliced from 16 exons. Bases 163 to 2337 code for a protein of 724 amino acids. Gene Ontology annotation, cellular component: adherens junction; catenin complex. The record is from RefSeq and is a predicted model, not a curated record. Gene Ontology annotation, molecular function: protein phosphatase binding; alpha-catenin binding; cadherin binding. Gene Ontology annotation, biological process: positive regulation of transcription by RNA polymerase II; cell adhesion. NCBI's taxonomy places the organism in Eukaryota, Metazoa, Chordata, Actinopteri, Perciformes, Anoplopomatidae.
CAGCAGCAGCAGCAGAAGCAGCAGCAGCAGCGUCGGAGAAAGUCAAGUGAAGUGAAGUGAAGUGAAACCAGCCGAAACCAGCCCUUAUCUGGAAUAACCCAACGCGCGUCCCCGUGUCUCCACAGGUUUGCUCCUUUGUUGUUUUGAUAACUGGAGGCAAGGAUGGCAAUGCAAAUGGGCGAGCCCAACAGCGGCAUGGUGAAGGUGGCAGAGUGGCAGGAGACCAGGUACGGCAUAGACUCGGGCAUCCAGUCUGGAGCGAACACGGUCAGAGAUGACGACGGCGAGUACACCACCUCCAAGCACUACACCAUGACCACCACUGUCACAAGUGAACAGCCUGACAUCGACGCACACUACACCAGAGCCCAGAGGGUGCGUGCUGCAAUGUUCCCAGAGACGCUGGAGUCGAGCACCACCAUCCUGUCGACUCAGACGGACCCGUCCCAGAUGACCAACGUCCAGCGGCUGGCGGAGCCCUCCCAGAUGCUCAAGACCGCGAUCAUCCAUCUGAUCAACUACCAGGACGACGCAGAGCUGGCCACACGCGCCGUGCCUGAGCUCACCAAACUGCUCAACGAUGAAGACCAGGUUGUGGUCGGCAAGGCAGCACAGAUUGUCAACCAGCUUACCAAAAAGGAGGCGUCGCGGCGUGCGCUGAUGCAGUCCCCUCAGAUGGUGGCGGCGGUGGUGCGGGCGAUGCAGAAUACCAGCGACAUGGAGACAGCGCGGGCCACAGCCAGCAUCCUCCACAACCUGUCCCACCAGAGGGAGGGCCUGCUCUCCAUCUUCAAGUCCGGAGGCAUCCCGGCUUUGGUUCGCAUGCUCAGCUCUCCCAUGGAGUCUGUGCUCUUCUACGCCAUCACCACCCUCCACAACCUGCUGCUGCAUCAGGAAGGAGCCAAGAUGGCUGUUCGUCUGGCCGACGGCCUGCAGAAGAUGGUUCCCCUUCUGAAGAAGAGCAACCCCAAGUUCUUGGCCAUCACCACGGACUGUCUGCAGCUGCUGUCUUAUGGCAACCAGGAGAGCAAGCUGAUCAUCCUUUCCAACGGGGGUCCAGAGGGUCUUGUUCACAUCAUGAGAAACUACAGCUAUGAGAAGCUGCUGUGGACCACGAGCCGUGUGCUCAAAGUCCUCUCCGUGUGCCCCAGCAACAAACUCGCCAUUGUAGAGGCCGGCGGGAUGCAGGCUCUGGGUCAACACCUCACGGGCUCCAGCCAGCGUCUGAUGCAGAACUGUCUGUGGACACUCAGGAACCUGUCUGAUGCUGCUACCAAGCAGGAGGGUAUGGACAGCCUUCUGCAGGUUCUGGUGGGCCUGCUUAGCUCAGACGAUCUCAACAUGCUCACUUGCGCCACCGGCAUCCUGUCGAAUCUCACGUGCAACAAUGCCCACAACAAAACUCUGGUCACCCAGGGCAACGGUGUAGAGGCGCUGAUCCACGCCAUAUUGCGAGCCAGUGAGAAGGAGGAUGUGACUGAGCCUGCCGUCUGCGCUCUGCGCCACCUGACAUCACGCCACCAGCAGGCUGAGGUGGCACAGAACGCUGUGAGGAGACACUACGGCAUCCCCGCCAUCGUCAAGCUGCUCAACCAGCCCUACUACUGGCCCGUCAUCAAGGCUGUGGUUGGUCUGAUCCGCAACCUGGCCCUGUGCCCAGAGAACCAGGCCCCUCUGAGGGACGCUGGAGCGAUCCCCCGUCUGGUCAACCUGCUGCUCAAAGCCCACCAGGACGCCCAGAAACAUGGCUCAUCCUCCCAGCAGACGUACCAGGAUGGCGUGAGGAUGGAGGAGAUUGUGGAGGGCUCCACAGGAGCUCUGCACAUCCUGGCAAGAGAUCCCAUCAACAGAGCAGAGAUCGCCAACCUGCAGACCAUCCCUCUGUUUGUUCAGCUCCUCUACUCUCCAGUGGACAACGUGAAGCGCGUUGCCGCGGGCGUCCUGUGCGAGCUGGCCCUGGACAAACCUUCAGCAGAGCUCAUCGACAGCGAGGGAGCGUCGGCUCCGCUGAUGGACCUGCUGCACUCCAACAACGAGGGCAUUGCUACUUACGCUGCAGCUGUGCUCUUCCGCAUCUCCGAGGAUAAGAACUCCGACUACAAGAAGCGGGUGUCUGUGGAGCUGACGCACUCUCUGUUCAAACACGACCCCCAGUCCUGGGAGCUGGCCCACAACAGCGUCCCCAUAGAAGGACCCUAUCAAGAUGAGAUAGAUAAUGGUUUCCAAGGAUACGGGUAUGCAGGUGACAUGCCCAUAGACGGCAUGGAAGGAGGAAUGAUGCAGGACGAUUACCCUAGCAGCAUGGCCUACGAAAGACAAGGGUACAAUGAAUAUUAAAGACCCUGAGGAGACAAAGAUGUGGAAAAGGAAGCGGAGGAGCUGACAUGGAACAUACUGGGACAAAGAAGAGAAUAAAAGCGUCAGUAGAGAUUAUUCCCUCUGCUCUCAGCCUGAUGUAAUAUAUGCAAUUAUCACUGAGUACGGGACUCAUAAUCUUAACAGGGCUCAACUAUGUUUUAAAGCAUAAUUUUGCUGAUUAUAACUUUGACGAUGCUUGUAGGUUUCUAUUAGAGAACCUUUUUAAGAGUGCGUGUGUGUGUGUGUGUGUGUGUGCAUGUGAGUAUGUGAGUAUGUGUGCGAGUGUGUCUGCGUGUCUGCGUGUGUUUACGCUUUUGGGUGGGUAUUCUAUGCCAAAGAGAUUUUAUUUUGUGAUGAUAAUCGUGUAGCUUCCUCCUUUUCUUUUCUUUCUUUUUUUUGUAAAGAAAAGAGGAAAAAACAACGAGAGUAAUAGUUGAAAACACUGCCAGAGGAGGCUCAAAACGUGCACAGUGCACGUGCUCACUGCUCUGUUUCUUUCUUAACGCCUUAGUAACAGUCACUGCUGUCUACCAUGUAGUUCUGACACUAUAUACUGUCGACUUUCUCCCGCUGCGACCCAACUGUGGAGUCGGUGAAGAGUUAGUUUCGCAGCACUAAUUCAGUAGGAGUGAGCAAACUAGGAGAUGGAGGUCUUUGACAGACCCCUGAGGGAGCAGUGUAAGGCUGCCCCCCCCCACACCCCCCACGGUUGUUUGUUUUCAGGAAUGUGGUCAUCUUUUAUACGUUAUUCACAACCGGAACAUCAACAAAGAAGUCUUUUGUUAUGAAUAGAAUUUAGAGAAAACAUUGUAUUUGUAAUCAAUUCCAGGAGGAGAAGAAGAAGAACAACAUGGAUACAGUGGUUUUGCAGAUGUUUUUAACGGAUCAUUAAGUCAACAGGUGUGAUGAUAUUGUUGGGGGUGGCACUACAGCUGGAGCAAACUACUGACAGGGAAAUUUGUCUUUCUACGUAAUAAGAGUUUUUACUGAAAUUUUGUUUAAUAAAAAUAAAGGAUAUAUUAAACGCAA